Messenger RNA from Selaginella moellendorffii, 1866 nucleotides. Its product is annotated as indole-3-acetaldehyde oxidase. The record is from RefSeq and is a predicted model, not a curated record. The transcript is spliced from 7 exons. NCBI's taxonomy places the organism in Eukaryota, Viridiplantae, Streptophyta, Lycopodiopsida, Selaginellales, Selaginellaceae. Gene Ontology annotation, molecular function: iron ion binding; oxidoreductase activity; FAD binding. Bases 1 to 1866 code for a protein of 621 amino acids.
AUGGGAAAGGUAGAGCGGAAACAAACCAAGGCGGAGACAGAACCUCCUCCAAAGCUAGAGCCUCCGGAAAGAAGAAAUAGGCCAGCUCUCUGUUCGCUGGGCUACAAUCCAGGACUGGAAGGUUCUCGGUUCCCCGACUUUCUGGAUCAUCAGGAUCACUCUCUCGUUGCUCUGGGUUCUACGAAGAAAUGGAUUCGACCGGGUGGUUUGGAGGAAGUUUUCACGAUGCUCGAGAGGUAUCAAGACACGGCCAGGCUCGUAGCUGGAAACACCAGCACAGGGAUUUACAAGGACGAUCUCCAGUCCAGUCCGGAAGUUUUCAUAGAGAUCGGUGCCGUUCCAGAGGUCCUGGAGGAGAAAGCUACCAAGGAUGGGAUUGAAGUCGGUGCUGCCGUGAAGAUAUCCAAGCUUAUAGCUCUCCUCGAAGCAUUUGGCCGCAGUGAUUCGAGCGGAGUUUAUCUCAAGUUGGCCGAGCACAUGAGAAAAGUGGCAACUUUGCACGUAAGAAACGCGGGGAGUGUGGGAGGAAAUCUGAUCCUGGCACAAAAGCUCGGCUUCGACUCCGACAUUGCGACUUUGCUGGUUGGAGCCGGCGCUUCGGUCAAGGUGGUGACGCAGAAGUUUGGAGAAUCACGGCAGUCUGUGGAGGACUUUGUGGCAGCUACAUGGGACGGGAAAAGCAUUUUAAAGUCGAUCUGCAUCCCAUCCUACAGCAAGCAGGACAACGUCAGGUUUGACUCAUACAGGGCAUCACCUCGGCCUCUCGGAAACGCCGUGGCUUACGUGAAUGCGGCGUUUCUCGUCAAUCUCUCGGGUGACGGACGAGUUUGCGAGUCGAGGCUCGCGUUCGGUGCUUUUGGAGGAGAGCCUACUUGUCAGCGUGCUACUGAAGUUGAGAGGUUUCUCGAAGGGAAGGUGGUGGACAGUGGAGUUAUGUUGGAGGCCAUCCAGCUCGCGAAGGCCCAGAAUGGAAGCAUCCCGAGGUCGUCAAGAAAGAUCAUGUCUGGGAGACAGACAUUGCAAGAACAUCUCCAGGGAGCUGUCGGACAGCCAAUGUCCAAGGUUAUGGGAGAGCUUCAAGCUUCAGCUCCGAGGGACUGCGUGCACGCAGUCUAUGUUUACAGUACGAAAGCAUUGGCCAAGGUAAACGGAAUCCGGCUGGAGAAUGCACUGGCUUCGCCUGGCGCGGUGUCCUUCGUUGGAGUUGAUGACAUUCCUUCUGGCGGACAGAAUAUGAGCCUCGUCUCCGAUCUCUCUCAAGAAAAGCUCUUCGCCGAGGACAAAGUCGAGUGCGUGGGCCAUGCCGUCGGACUUAUGAUUGCGGACACGCUGAGAAACGCCAAGGCCGCCGCCGGCAAAGUUGUGAUUGAUUACGACACGGAGUCUGUCGGCUCUCCCGUGCUAACCAUGGAAGAAGCGGUUGCCAGAGGGGAACUCCACGAGAUCCCACAGUUUUGCAAGGAUGUGAUGAAGGACAAACACGGUAAUGUUGCCGAAGAGAUGGCCAAGGUGCGCACAGGGUCGCAGUACUAUUUCUACAUGGAACCACAGACUGCGUUGGUCGUUCCGGACGAGGACAACUGUCUCGUCGUCUACAGUUCCUGCCAGAGCCCCGACUUUGAGCGGACGAGGCCACCUUUGUGGCUCUCCUCACGAGCUGAUGAACUGGACGACGCUGUGGCCAUGGCCGAGUCCAUGCCUCGUGAAGGAGAAGUGAGUGCUGUAGCAUGGAUGGGAGUUUUAAGUGCCUGCUCCAAGUCUGGAAACGUUGCUCUGGGAAGGCUGGCAUUCGAUGCGUUGUUGAAAAUGGACAAAGCCGGCGACACAGCUUACCAGAUGAUGGCAAGCUUAUACGAGAGAAGGUAA